AUGUCAAGCAUACCACCAAAUCAAUCCUUAUACAUUAGAAAUUUAAAUGAGAAAACUAAUAAAGAUGCAUAUGGAAGGAUUCUUGAUAUUGUUGCAUUAAAAACGAUUAAAAUGCGUGGGCAAGCAUUUAUUGUGUUUAGAGAAAUACAAAGUGCAACAGCAGCUAUGAGAGGACUUAAUGGAUUCAAUUUCUAUGAUAAACCAAUGCACAUAGAAUAUGCAAAAGGUAAAUCAGAUGCUGUUGCAAAACUUGACGGAACAUGGAAAAAGCCAGGGACCAUUUCUUCUACUCAACGUUCACAAACAGUAACAGGUCAAUUAGGUGUAUCACCUGCACAAAAAAGACAACGUGAAGAAGAAGGUGUGUUUGAUAACAAGAGAGCAGCGAAUGGUGAAGCUUUCAAAGAAAGUGAAUUCGAUUCACCAGAAGUUGAACCUGAAACACAACAAUCCGAAAUUGAGUCACCUAAUAGAAUUUUAUACAUACAAAAUUUACCACCAGAUGUUACUGAUGAAAUGUUAAGUUUCUUAUUUCAACAAUAUCCUGGUUUCAAAGAAGUACGUCUUGUGCCUGGAAAAUCAGAUAUUGCAUUUGUAGAAUAUGAGGCAGAUCAUCAAGCGGCAGUGGCUAAAGAUGUGUUAAAUGGAUUCAAGAUUACACAUGAUAAAGAAAUGAAGGUUACAUUUGCAAGGAGAUAA
This is a messenger RNA of Entrophospora candida, 699 nucleotides long. NCBI's taxonomy places the organism in Eukaryota, Fungi, Glomeromycota, Glomeromycetes, Entrophosporales, Entrophosporaceae. The record is from the annotation of a GenBank genome assembly.